GGCAGAGGCUUAAGCCACUGAGCCCCCUAGGUGCCCCAAGUUUACAAUAUUUUUUAAGUAUAAGAUUUGUGAAAUGCUGAAGUGUUUGUGCUGUUGAUUAAUGUAGGACAGUAUUACAGGUACAACUUUACCAAAAUGUUAGAUUGAAUAAAUAAAUUUCCUCAUACAUUGCCUGCAUUCUGUAUUUUCUAAGUCAGGGGCUUUUAGGUUUGGGGAUCAGGAACGGAAUUAAAUAACCCUAUGAAAAACUUGCUGGUUAAUUUAUAAGCUCAGUGAUUUUCAUUUCCUUGUCUGCGGGGUGCCUGGGUGGUGCAGUUGGUUUCAGACUAGAUCCUGAUCUCAGAGUCCUGGGAUCAAGCCCUGGGUCGGGUUCCAUGUUCAACAUGGGGUCUCCCUCUAUCCCUCCUGGUCCCGCUGUCUUUCUCUCUAAAAUAAAAUCUUAAAAAAAUAAACAAAAACCCUCAAAAAACAAAAAAAACAACUUGCUGGUUAACUUAUAAAUUGAGUGAUUUUCAUUCCUUGUCUGAAAAUAGCAAAGAAUAUUCAUAUUUUACUUCCUAGCGGUGGUAGCCAAAGCCUUCUCACACUUGCUCCAGGCAGAUAUGAGAGCCCCCCACUGCUCCGAGGGCCCAUGGCAUGCUCUUGUAGAGGGAGUCGGGUUGCAUGAGGGGUCUCCGGGAUUCAUGAUCAGGGUGUCUGGGACCGGUGGGUGAGACUGGAGUCUCUUGGCUUCUCUUUCCUUGCUCAGCUUUCCCUGCACAUUGCUUGUACUCUCUGUGACUGGAGCUCCAGAGGAGGCGAGGGGGUGGCGGAAUUCUUGAGAAUGCGACUGCAGGUGAGUAGAGAUGGGAUCUUUCUCUGGAAGGAAGCUCUGCUGCCCGUGGAUGGGAAGGCUUCUCUUGGCCUGAGUCUUCUCAGCGCAUGGGGCUGUGCUUGGGGAUCUGGGCUCUUUUUAACUGUUCUCAGGACCCAUGGAUACUUGCGUUUGGUCAGGGAUUGAUCAGGAAGUCCUCUACUUCGCAACAUUCACACAAAUGCAUCUCAUUCUCCGUUCACGGUGUCCUUGCAGAAGACAGAUGGGCAGGAUUUUCUUUUCUUAUCCAUUGUGUGGUCUUAGUUGGGAAAUUGUGUACUCCUUAGUGUUAGUCACGUGGUGCGGGGCACAGUCGGUGCUGGAGGGGACAGGUGUUCCCGCUGUUUUCCAGAGAAUGCAAGAAACCUCUGUGUAAGAGAAGAAAGAAGAAAUGAUUUUUUCCUUUCAAUUUUAAACUUACAAAGUUCGGUUAAUAUAUACUUGAAGUUUGGAAGCUCCCAAAGAUGACUAAAAUCCUCUCUACUACCCUUAUCUCUUUCACUCACUUUCCCUCUUUGUGAUUAAACUUUGUUAAAAUUGGAAAUCUGAGAACAGUGCUUAGGGAGUAGUUUUAAAAAAUUAGCUGUGCAUUUGGCAGAAUAUGUGUAGGAAUUAAAAUAAAAUUUAAAAUACUGAAGCACUUUUUGAAGGACCAAGAGAGGCCGGAACUAAUAGAGAGGAUUCUGUUGCCUUUGAACAGAAAACCAGGAUUAAUAGACAGACAACGGAUCUGAGGGUAGCUGCUGUUGAGAAUGGAGAGCUCGCUGCCAGAGGCGUCACUGUGGGGCCACCCUCCAGAAGAGCAGCCCCAGGAGCCCCUCACGAUACUGUCUGCUCUGAUCUCUUCUAAAGAUCAAGAGUCCGUGACCUUCAAAGAUGUAGCCAUAGACUUAACCCAGGAGGAAUGGACCCUGAUGGACAGGUCGCAGAGGAAGCUGUACAUUGAUGUGAUGCUGGAGAACAUCACUCAUCUGGUGUCCGUGGGCUGUCAGUUCUUCCAGGCAGAUGUGAUUUCCCAGUGGGAGCAAGGCGGGGAGUUGUGGAGGGAAGACAGAGGACUUGCCCAAGGCUGGAAUCCAGGCUUAGAAAACAGCUAUAAAAAGGAAGAAACAAUAUCUAUGCAAGAUAUCUUCAAGGAGGACCCAUCUGACUGCGGCAUAAUACCAAAAUAUCACCCAGGAGAAAACCCCUUUGAACAUAUUGGGUAUGAUGAAGUUUUCAGUCAGACCUACACAUUGACUCAACAUGUCUUAACUCACACUGGACCGAGACCCUAUAAAUGGAGCGAAUGUGGAAAACAUUUCAAUCAUAGAAGCGACCUUUAUAGACACCAGAAAACUUUCAUGGAAGCAAAACCUUAUAAAUGUAAUCAGUGUGAUAAAUGCUUCCAUAAUAGAAGGAAGCUUUGUAUACACCAGAGAAUUCACACGGGAGAGAAACCCUAUAAAUGUGAUGAGUGUGGGAAAAACUUCAGUCGAAACUCACAUCUUCGUUCCCAUAAGAUAACUCACACAGGAGAGAAUCCAUUUGUCUGUAAUCAGUGUGGGAGUCACUUCAGAUAUUUUUCAUCUUUAACUAGACAUAAGCAUAUUCAUUCUGGACAGAAGCCUUAUGAAUGUCAUCUGUGUGGGAAAGCCUUUGUUCAAAGUUCUUAUCUUAAACAACACGAGAGAACUCACACUGGAGAGAAACCAUAUAAAUGUCUUCUAUGUGGAAAAGCCUUUGUUACAAGCUCUAAUCUUAGAGAACAUGAGAGAACUCACACUGGAGAGAAACCGUAUAAAUGUCAUCUAUGUGGAAAAGCCUUUGUUCAAAGCUCUUGUUUUAGACAACAUGAGAGAACUCACACUGGAGAGAAACCGUAUAAAUGUCGUCUUUGUGGAAAAGCAUUUAUUACAAGCUCUUGUCUUAAAAAACAUGAGAGAACCCACACUGGAGAGAAACCAUAUAAAUGUCUUCUUUGUGGAAAAGCCUUUGUUACAAGUUCUAAUCUUAGAGAACACGAGAGAACUCACACUGGAGAGAAACCAUAUAAAUGUCCUCUAUGUGAAAAAGCCUUUGUUACAAGCUCUAAUCUUAGAGAACAUGAGAGAACUCAUACUGGAGAGAAACCUUAUAAAUGUCAUCUAUGUGGAAAAGCCUUUGUUACGAGUUCUUGUCUUCGAGAACAUGAGAGAACUCACACUGGAGAGAAACCAUAUAAGUGUCCUCUUUGUGGGAAGGGGUUUGUUACAAGCUCUUGUCUUAGAAAACACGAGAGAACCCACACUGGAGAGAAACCAUAUAAAUGUCCUCUGUGUGGGAAAGCCUUUGUUACAAGCUCUAAUCUUAGAGAACAUGAGAGAACUCAUAGUGGAGAGAGCCCAUAUAAAUGUCCUUUAUGUGGAAAAGCCUUUGUUGAAAGUUCUAAAGAACUUGAGAGAACUCAUCCUGGAGAGAACCCAUAUAAAUGUCCUCUGUGUGGAAAAGCCUUUGUUACAAGCUCUUGCCUUUGAAGACAGGAGAGAACUCUUUAUAUGUACUGAAAAAUAUGGAAGAGCCUUCAGCCACAGCUCUAAUCUAAAACAAAUCUGAGAACUCAUAAGUGGGGGAAAUUUAUGGCCAUAUUCAUUAUGGAAAUGCCUUCAUUUUAGAUUUAUCCUUACACAACAUGAGUGAACUCCAUUUGGAGAAACCCUGAAUUUAACAUCAAGGAGGAAGAGACAUUAGCUGAUCUGUGGUUGUAGGGUGCACAAGAAAAUUCAGUCUGAAUGAUAAUCUAAUCUCCCUAGAAUGGGAAAUUACACGGGAAAAUCUUUACAGAAGGAGGUUGCUCAAGGAGAAUAACAGAAAAAUUGAUGCUGGGGAGCUUACUCAUUGUAAUAUGCAUGAAAAAAAAAAAACCUUUACUAGUAGAAAUCUAUUGUAGGCAUGUGAAGUUUCACACUCUGUAGAAUAGUGAAUGAAUGGAAGUCUUCAGUGAUUUUUAAUUCCUUAGUCAACUUGCAAUUUCUCACACUGUAUAUAUGCCAUUGCUAAAAUCCAAUGAAAGUUUAGAGUUUGCAUCAGAAAUCCCUGACUAGGAAAAACAUCUAUCAAGAAUGUCUAACCACACAGUUUAGACAUUAAUUUAUAUUUUUUGCUUAAUGGCCUAUUAUAAAAAUGUAAGAAACAUAUGUAGGAUUGUGACAUCAUCUGGGAAUUCUAAAUGCAGAAUUUUAUGACAAGAAGCAAUGAUAUUUUUUUUUUUUCCCCUUAAGGGACUAGUACAUAGAACUGCAUAUGAAGCGAAGUUGUUGCUAAAAAGUACAUUAAGUUGGUCAGGCCUAUUUUUUCACAGCAAUAAUUACUGGGUUCAGCUAGAAAGUAACUAAAUAUUAACCAAAAAACAACACAAGAUGAUGUGUCAUUACUACAUAUUGUUAACCGUGUAUGUAGAUCAUAAUGAUGAAUUAAAGAGUGAUAGUUUGUGACUGA
Molecule: messenger RNA, 4309 nt
Organism: Mustela erminea (ermine)
Lineage: Eukaryota; Metazoa; Chordata; Mammalia; Carnivora; Mustelidae
Product: zinc finger protein 431-like
Exons: 5
Coding region: 1606-3348 (580 amino acids)
Biological process (GO): negative regulation of transcription by RNA polymerase II
Molecular function (GO): DNA-binding transcription repressor activity, RNA polymerase II-specific
Source: RefSeq, a predicted model, not a curated record